CCGGCCGCGGGAAGGCGGCGGGCAGGCGGCGGCCAUGGCUCUGUCGGCCGUGCAGCAGGUGCUGGUCUCGGCCGUGCUGGUGCUCUGCGUCUUCGUUUUCAUGCCCAGGAUGUUCGGGGGAGGAGGCGGCGGGCGGCCCGGCCGGUCCCCGCGGGGCGGCAAGGCCGGCCCCGGCCAUUACGAUCCCCGUCAGCACGGCAGAGGUAAUCCUCAGACAGUUUAUCAAGUUCACCGGAAUCCAGGAAAUUCUGACAGUAAUACUUACCAGAGUUUUCAACAGAUGAGAAAUGCAAUGGAGAAAGAGAUAAAAAGCGAGAGAACGAGAGGAAACGGUCGAGAGUUAGCAUUCACCCUCAUGCCACUGUAUGCUCUUGGAGUGGGAAUGUUUGCAGCAUACAAACUUCUUAAGAUGAAAUCACAUGAAGAAAAUCACUCUAAAAAGGAAAAAAGUACAGAAGACAAGGCAAAGGAAACGGAGCAUCAGCUUUUAGAACUGGAGCAGCAUCUUGCACAGACAGAGAAAAUGUUAAAUUCUUUAUUGACUCAGUUGGACCCACUUUCAAACUGUGUCAAUGCUUUAGCUUGUGAGCAGAAAGAUGAAAUAAUGACACAGCUCCAAUCAAUUAGACGACUGAUGAAAGAAAGUGGAUUGGAUAAAUCAGAAAACAAGAUGAAAGAUCUUGGACACAUUUGUGAUGAGAAACUUGAAGAUCUCAUUCAGUCAUUUGCCGAACAUUCUCAAGAGAAAGAAAUGGACAACAGAGAAGAUGACUGUAAUGAAGAUUUGCUUGAGGAUAUCAAUAAUGAUUACAAAAUAGAAGAGCAUGAAUUACACGGUGAGUGUGAAAUACAUCAGUUGGAGCAAGAUGUUGUAGAAGAUGAAGAAAUGAUAAGCAAAGAUACCAUUGAAUCAGAAGAGAUGGGACUGAGGAGGCGCAGUAGAUAUGAAUGGAAUCUGCAUAUGUAAAACUUCCAAAAGCUUAUGAAUUCUUUUUAUAAUGUUGUAUGCACUUUAAACUGAAAUGAAGUUAUGUGCACUGCUAUAUGCUUUAAAAAGAGGGGUGAAAUACUGCCUUUGCUUGUAUCUAUGACAAUUCUGUAACUGACUUCAGUGGCAGCAGAAUUUGACUCAGGAUGUUUACAUAUUUUUUCUAUUUAUUUUUCCCUAUAAAAAUAUUUCUGUACUCUGUAUAUAAUGCACUGUAAUUAUAUCUGAUGCUUCACUAAAAUAUUAUAAUAUCUUCUAAUUGAGACUGUAAUGAAUAGAUGUUUCAUAAAUGUUUUGUAACUAGAAAGCAUUAUACCACUUGAACUGUGAUUUUCUUGAGUUCAUUAAAGAGCAUGCACUGAUGAAUUCA
Serinus canaria (Common canary) is the source of this 1358-nucleotide messenger RNA. RefSeq names its product coiled-coil domain containing 107 (gene CCDC107). NCBI's taxonomy places the organism in Eukaryota, Metazoa, Chordata, Aves, Passeriformes, Fringillidae. The coding region runs from base 35 to 967 and encodes 310 amino acids. Gene Ontology annotation, biological process: protein localization to cell surface; synaptic transmission, cholinergic. The record is from RefSeq and is a predicted model, not a curated record. The transcript is spliced from 6 exons. Gene Ontology annotation, cellular component: neuronal cell body; neuron projection; intracellular membrane-bounded organelle.